This is a messenger RNA of Brassicogethes aeneus, 902 nucleotides long. The record is from the annotation of a GenBank genome assembly. Lineage: Eukaryota; Metazoa; Arthropoda; Insecta; Coleoptera; Nitidulidae.
AUGCCGAGUGAGGUUAAUACCGAAAACUUCAAUCUGCUAAAGUUAUUGUUGGCGGAGACGAGAUUGAACAACAAACUUCUAACAGAAAAAGUCGAAUGGCUAGAGCAAACCAUAAUAGGAAAGGAUGAAGUGAUUAAAAAAUUAGAGUGCAACGUGGUUUUACAUAACCCAAAUCAUCAAAUUACUAAACCUAAGGUAUGCAACCCAGUAAACACCGUUAGUACAAGAAAGAAGUCUACCACGCAAGCACCUCAAGCAACUACAAAAGAAGAAGAAGAAGAAGAGCAGGAAGCUGUCAAAACAAAAGAUCAAAACAACGAAUAUGAUUGGACUAAAGUAAAUAGAAAACCUAAACGAAAGAUUAUGAGAGGCACUGCAACAACCAACCAUGAGUUUGCUGCUGCAGAUCGUAAAGCGUGGUUAUAUAUAGGCGGCUGCAAAAAAGGUACCGAAAGUAAACAAAUAAUAAAAUAUCUAGAAGAAAAACACCAAGAGACGAGUUUUAUAGUUGAAGAAAUUCCAAAACGUAGUGAAAACAAGAGCCAAAAUAUGUCCUUCAAAGUUGGUUUUCCGCUUUCAUUGCUGGAGGAACUAAACAAGCCGGAAUUCUGGCCUAGGGACAUUAUUAUCAGGAGAUUCAAGUUUUUUCGAAACACAGCAGCAGCAGAGUUUAAAUAAUACAUCAUCUAAUACUUUUAAUAUAAUUAACUUUAAUAUACAAGGAAUUUCAUCUAAGAUCGAGGGUUUAAGACACAUAUUGAGGGAAGAAAAUAUUAAUGCAGCUUGUAUAACCGAACAUUGGCUAAAAGAGGAACAUGCUUCAAAAUUUAUAAUAAAUGGUUACAACAUAGUAAGUCAUUUCUGCAGAAACCAUUUUAUACGUGGAGGAAGCCUUAUCCUGC